ACGUCAGUAAUGUCAAGUAGAAAAUGGAAAACGGUGUUUAGGUUAAGUUUUUAAAUGUUUACAAAAAUAUAUACAGGCGUAAUUAAAUAUCAUUAUGUGGUCGUUUUUUUCUCGCGAUCCAUCUAAAGAUUUUAAUUUUGAAAUUGGAGAAUUAGUUCCAAGUUUAGAAAAUAAAAGUGUAUGGACCCUUCACAAAGGCAAAAAAAAGGGCUCAAAUGAAGAAGUUUCAGUUUUUGUCUUUGACAUUAAAAACAAUUCAGAUGCCCAGUUAGAAAUAGCUAAAGCAGCAGUCAAAAGAUUAAAGACUUUGAGGCAUCCUAGCGUGCUUACAUACUUGGAUAGCUUAGAGUCAGAAAAAGUCUUAUAUUUGGCAACAGAAUAUGUAGAUCCUCUAGGUGAACAUUUAGAGAAAUUGCCAUUAGAUGGACCUCAGAGAGAUCUGUACGUAGCUUGGGGUAUUUUUCAAAUAACGCGAGCUCUGUCAUUUUUAAAUAAUGAUGGAAAUCUUCGACAUAAUAAUGUGAAUAUUUGGUCUGUAUUUGUUAAUUCUUCCGGAGAGUGGAAACUUGGAGGUGUAGAAUAUGUAACUAGCGUGCAAGAUACUAACUUUCCUUUUAAGCUUAUUCAAUCUUUGGAUGUAUAUGACCCUCCUGAGAAAAAUGAUCCUAGUAAGCAACGGUCUGCAACAAAAUGUUCUAACGAUAUGUGGGGCUUAGGAUGUCUCAUUUGGGAGGUGUUUAAUGGACCCCUUCCACAGCAAGCUUUGUUGAAAAAACUCGAUAAAAUACCAAAACAGUUAGGUCCCUUGUACUGUGAACUCGUGGGUUCUAAUCCAGCUUCUAGACCCAAUCCUGCCGAUAUUAUAACGAGGUGUCGCAAGUUGGGUGGUUAUUUCAAGAAUGAUUUGGUUGAUACUUUGCUAUUUCUUGAAGAGAUUCAAAUUAAGGACAAAAAUGAAAAAAAUAGAUUUUUUUCUAAUCUUACUCCCCACUUGGACAACUUCCCAGAUAACGUAUGUAAACACAAGAUUUUGCCACAGUUAAUUACAGCAUUUGAAUAUGGAGAUGCUGGUUCUGCUGUAUUAGCCCCAAUGUUUAAGUUAGGAAAAUUGUUGGAUGAAAGUGAGUAUCAGAAGAAGAUUGUGCCAUGCGUAGUGAAAUUAUUUGGAAGUAACGACAGGGCUACCCGAUCAAGACUUCUGCAACAGUUAGAAUUCUUUAUCGGACAUUUGCAGGCUGGUACAGUUAACGAUCAAAUAUUUCCUCAAAUUGCUCAUGGGUUCAUGGAUACUAACCCCACCAUUCGAGAACAGACUGUCAAAUCUGUGAUACAUCUAGCACCUAAGUUAAGUUACAACAAUUUGAAUAUAGAAGUGCUUAGACAUUUUGCGAGACUCCAGUCUAAAGACGACCAAGGUGGUAUUCGUACGAAUACCACUGUGUGCCUAGGAAAAAUAGCGCAACAUCUGCAUCCUCAAAUCCGUCAGAAAGUUCUUAUAUCUGCAUUCAUCAGAGCCAUGAGGGAUCCUUUUCCACCGGCAAGAAACGCAGGUGUAUUGGCACUAGCUGCUACGCAACAGUACUACCUGUUAUCAGAAGUCUCAGCAAGAAUACUUCCAGCUCUCUGUCAAUUAACCAUGGAUCCCGAAAAAUCUGUUAGGGAUUCGGUUUUCCGGACGAUUAAAGGAUUCUUAGGGAAGCUAGAAAAAGUGUCAGAAGAUCCCAGUUUAAGGGAAAGUAUGGAGGCAGAUGUGAACACAGCUACGCCCAGUUUGGGUAAUGCCGCAGCCACCUGGGCAGGUUGGGCCGUUACUGCCGUUACUGCCAAAUUCUAUCGAAGUCAAUCCGAUACGGUGAAGUCGGUGAAUCCUAUGGGCAACAAGAUGUUAAGCAAGCCAGGAUCUUUAGAGCAACCUUCCAGUAGCAGUAUUUCAACAACAACUUCUAGCGUAACUUCCAUGACUUCACUGGAACAUGAAGAAGGCAGUCGCGGCAACGACUCUGUCUCGGAUUAUGACUACAAUCACUGGGAAGAUAAUGACAAUUGGGGCGAUAUGGAGACUGGUGGUCAAAUGGCGAGUAGCAGCGGUAGCGGGUGUGCGACAGGUACCAGCGAUCCGACUAGCCCUCCUUCCGGUUCUGGGCCUGCUACUAAAGUUACCGAUGGGUGGGAUAAUGAAGAGUGGGGUAGUUUAGAAGAAGAACCAGAAGCCGAGGCUGAGCUGACAUCUCCUUCAGAGGCGUGGAGCCCUAGCGAUACCGCUCCUAUAUUACCAAAUCACCAAAAAAAUUCAGCAGGUUUGAUCCAGCCCCAAACCGGCAGAUCUCCCCAACACGCCUGGGAGGAAUCCGAAUUUGAACCUAUUGAAGAAAAUUCCGGGUCUAGCAAUGCUAAGUUGGAAGAGGCGAGGAAAAAACGGGAAGAGCGGAAAUUGAUGCGCCAAAAGGAACUCGAGGCUAGAAGGGCUAGUCGAACCGUAGGAGGUCCCAUGAAAUUAGGAGCCAAAAAGUUAUAAUUAAGUGAUAAUGGAGGGUAUAUUACGUCUAAGUAAUAAGUAAAAGAGAAGUUUCUCUUUAGGUUUUCUAAUUGUCUUCAAUUAACCCGACGUCAACUAAAAAUGUACACCAAAUGUGUUGAAGGAUGUUUCAUUAAACGGUUUCAAAGUAAAUGUCAUGUACUCCUUUUAUAAAAAUAUCGUGUAAUAUAUGAUUUACAGAUUCUAAUUAUAUUUAUGUAAAAUUUUUAUCGAAGAUCAUUGAAAUACCUUACUUUUAUUGAAAAUGUAUAGCUUACCAAUGGAAAUCAUUAAGGUUCUUUUAAUAUUAAGCAUGGCCUAAUUAAAAUAAUAACAGCCAAUAUUUUUUUUGACAGAAUUGUGUUCAGUAGUAAUUUUCUUUCUAAUAAGAAAGGCAACAUUUAUUUACUACUAUUACUAACAUUUUUUCAUUUUGAAAAAUCAACUUUAUAUCUACCGUUUCCUAAGCAAAAUGAUUAAUAUAUUUAUUUAAAUACAUGACUUCUCGGCAUUGACCAAAAAUUAAUCAAAACGGUAUUUUUGCAGUAAUAAAAAAAUAAUCACUUUCCCAGAAGAUACUUAAAACUAAGCUCCAUGUCGAUAUACAGUGUUGUUCGAAAGAAAGAAAUAAGGUAUAAUGCAACAACCUGUCAAAUAUGAAGGAGCGGUUUUGUAAUCCAAAUUUAAAAAUAUUUCAAUGCACUUGAAGCUUUCAAGAUACAGGGUUUUAAAAUUUGAAAAAAAAAGAUGUUUCUAAAUAUAUUUUGAAUAAAUGAUAUUGAAAUGAAAUUCUGUGUGCACAAUUCUUGCAUGAAUGUCAUUUAACGUGAAGAAAAGUCUCGAAACAGUGGUCCAAAAGAAAUAUUACAAUUUUUUUUUUAUAUUUUAUGUUUAACAAAAGUUUUUUCAUAGCUUUUCCUGUUUUAGUACAAUUUAACAAUUUAUAAAGUCAAAUGUAAAAUUAUUUUCAAAAUACAGGGUGUUCCUAAAUAAGUGUCGCAA
Molecule: messenger RNA, 3517 nt
Organism: Anoplophora glabripennis (Asian longhorned beetle)
Lineage: Eukaryota; Metazoa; Arthropoda; Insecta; Coleoptera; Cerambycidae
Gene: yata
Product: N-terminal kinase-like protein
Exons: 12
Coding region: 95-2515 (806 amino acids)
Biological process (GO): protein phosphorylation
Molecular function (GO): protein kinase activity; ATP binding
Source: RefSeq, a predicted model, not a curated record